This is a messenger RNA of Colletotrichum phormii, 694 nucleotides long. RefSeq lists its product as uncharacterized. The transcript has a single exon. The record is from RefSeq and is a predicted model, not a curated record. Lineage: Eukaryota; Fungi; Ascomycota; Sordariomycetes; Glomerellales; Glomerellaceae. Bases 210 to 566 code for a protein of 118 amino acids.
GUGAGACAGGAGGAGGAGCAGUUACAAGACAGAGACCAUCCUGUCGAUCCGCUACAUGUAUGUGAAUGGGCCGAUCAGUCACAUGAUGAGAUAUCGGCCAGCGGGGAAAGACGAUAGAGCGCGUAUGUAUCCGUAUGUAGUCGUAGCGUGAUUAUUCGUCAAAGUGUUGUUGAUAAUGGUAUUGUGUGUGCGGCGUGGGCUCGCUUCUCAUGCAGCUCUUUGGCUGUGCCGCGCGACUUUUGGUAUCCGGAGCUUGGGGAAAUGGGCGGACAGGGAAGUUGAAAGCAGGCAAAGACGAGUUGCAGUGCAAGGUAUCGGUUAAGGUAGGGUUCGAGAUGGGUCGGUUCCAAGUGUCCGAGAUGUGGCCCUGGCCCCCUCGGAGCUCGCAUGUUCCUGAAAGAGGGCAGACGAUCCGGACAAGCGGUCAGAAUCUUGAAUUAUGGUGGAUGCAGGCGUGGGCGGCGUGCUUCUCUGCGGCCGAAAGGAGAGAACGAUGUUCGUUGCGUCGGGAGGAAUAUGUUGCCUGUAAGGUGUCGCCGUGUCGCCGAGUCCAGCCACACGAGUAAGGUCAAGCAGGUACCUAAGGGAGGUAGGCAGGUACUGCGUACGGUGAAGUAUCUAUGUAUCUUCUCAAGGUGAGUAUCCCGUGCGGAUACCUACCUAGGUGAGACCGUAAGGUGUAAGCAAGGUGAGG